Messenger RNA from Bemisia tabaci, 894 nucleotides. The record is from RefSeq and is a predicted model, not a curated record. NCBI's taxonomy places the organism in Eukaryota, Metazoa, Arthropoda, Insecta, Hemiptera, Aleyrodidae.
CUCAUGGAAGAUAGUUUCUCUCGCAUUUUCAUGUCGAGAGUAGUGUUGUUUGCAUACCUCCUCUAUUGCAGGGGCUUCUUGCCUUGUAUUGAUUGUUCUGCGAUGGCUCUGUUGCUAUGUCAACAAAGAAGUGUUUUAAAAUACCGUUUUAGAAACCUAUCAUCCUGUCUUCCAGUAUUAUGAACACCUUUGAAUUUUUGUUUCCAUUCCAAAGUUAAGAAAGUCAUAUUCUAAAUCUUUAUAUCAUGAAUACAAAAAUUAAUUCAAAUAAAAGCAUGUGGUUUUUAGGUUUGCCUCAUUUCUCUAAUAUCGUCAAUCAAUUAGACAACAGUGAUGGAGAUAUAAUUAUCCGCCGAGAACCCUCAACGUUUGACACAGUAAUUGGUUGUAUAGAAGACAUUCUAAUAGAUGACAAUUUCUCUAAUAUGCAGAAAAAUUUCCUGGAGAAGUAUUGGCAAACUUUUGAAAACAGCGAGGAAAACAAACUAUGUUAUAUGGACAUUUUCCAAGAAUAUACGAACAUGAUAGAAAUAUUCAUUGAGAAUGAACUAAAUAAGAAGAUUCCGAAUUUCUUUAUGCAGAGCUUCAUUCAGGAGUUGAUAGAACGGAAAAAUGACCUAGACGGAGAGGUAUUUGAAAUGCUGUUUACACUGACUGACUUCAUCGCAUUUAAGCAAAUGAUACUGGAUUACAAAGCAGUAGAUGAAAGAGGGGCAAAUCGGAGAUCUACACUCAGGAUUGAACAUCUGUUCUGUAAGAUUUUGAAGAGCUGGUCCUCAGAAUACACUACCAUAUCCCAAAGUAGUUAGAAAAUUUUAUACAAUUUUUUUGUUUUUUCACUGUUCUCACAAAUUUUUUCAGUUACCAGAAAAAAAUUAAAGUUUCAUUUGUAAA